GCCUCUCCGGCAGGCUCAUCGACAUCGCCCUCGGCGCGGAGCCGAACGCGUCGCAGACGGCGCGCAACCACGCGGCCAAGGUGGUCGAGUACACCAGCGCCUCGCCGCCCCCAAGCCAGCAAGUGCACAUGUGCGUCUCGCUCCACCUCUCGCUCCUCUCCAUCGUGCGGCCGCUGGUCCGCACGCCGGCCACGUCGCUCCUCCGCGAUCGCGAGAGGAGUCCGCAAACGUCCCUGCAGCUGGCGGAGGCGCUGGUGCCGUUGCGCCGGCCGGCGCCGGCGCACUGGCGCGACCGCGACAUCUCUUGGUCCAAUCCACAGGGAUCCGUCCUCACGCAGGUCCACGACGACGUAUGGCUCGCCGAGCGGCCCUUCUUCCCGCGCCUGCCCGGGCUCCAGGGCACCGACGUCGGCGGCAAGAUGGCGGUGGUGCGGCUUCCCGACGGCACGCUGUGGGUGCACUCGCCCGUGGAGCUCGAUUCGGCGCUGCGCGAUGCGCUGGCCGCCCUCGGGCCAGUACGCCACGUGGUGACGCCCAACACGGAGCAUCAGAAAUACGCGUCCGACUGGCUGCGCGAGUACCCGGAGGCGACCGGCUACUCGUGCCCGGGGCUGCGCGAGUCCAAGCCGGAGGUCGGCUGGCAUCGGUCGCUCUCGUCGCUCCUCGACGCCCCGAGUGGCCUCACCUCGGCGAGCGCCCCUGCUGAGUGGUGCAGCGCCAUCGAGCUUUGCUGGGUCGAGGACAGAGUGCCACUCACGCGCCGCCUGCCCUUCUUCAAUGAGGUUGUCUUCUUCCACCGGCCCUCCCGCUCGCUCAUGUGUGCGGACCUGUGGUGGAACUACCCCGACUACGCUGACGCCGACGCCGACUUCCAGGUGCCGCGCUCCACCCGCCUCUGGAAGUGGGGGAUGGACGUGGUCUACAAGCCAGUGUACAAUAGGCUGAUGAAAACAGACUCGUGGGAAGAGAGCUAUCGUGUCAUCGCGGGGUGGGAGUUUGAGACCAUCCUGCCGUGCCACGGGGAGCCGGUGGCGGAAGAUGCCAAGAAGGUGUUGGCAUCACACUUGGCCAUGGCAGGGUAGAUCUCUGGAGGCGUGGACAACAUGGACUCGACCUUCCGCGGUGCUCGUUCUUUUUUCCCUUCGUCUUUCAUCCCGCUCGCUGCGUCCGCCCCCGCGGACACGGGAGACGCGUGGGUUUGAGUAGAAGUGUUUUGUGACGUACGUGUGGUGGACAUGGAUACAU
Molecule: messenger RNA, 1245 nt
Organism: Emiliania huxleyi CCMP1516
Lineage: Eukaryota; Haptophyta; Isochrysidales; Noelaerhabdaceae
Exons: 1
Coding region: 129-1082 (317 amino acids)
Source: RefSeq, a predicted model, not a curated record